GCCUGUUCUGGUGUCCUUUUGUCCAUGUAGAACAUGACUGAUUCACAAAGUACAUUCUACCACAAACGUAUCAUCAAAACUCUGAUCUAUUUCACUUCGCGCGGUACACUUCAUCAUACCUCAGCUGCUCUCGCUACCCUCUGAUUAGCGGUGUUAUCCCACAAGGAGGAAGUACAUUGCCUAUAAUUUGAUACAUGGCAUAAUCGACUUUCUUUUCAAUAAUCUCUCACAAUAUUUGGGUACUGGAAUCAGAUCACAGGCCAUUCCAAGCUGCUCCGUCAUACCAGGAUAUAUAGCAAUGGAUAUUACUAAAAGUACAAGCACAAUCUUUUUUGAUAUGUGUACAUAGAAGGGAAUUGAUAAUAUUAAAUAUUGGACUUCACUAUUCACUCUCUGUGUUUCUGUGAUAUUGACAAUGUCUGGGGAUUCAAUACUUGGAUGGUUAAGGAUGUUCCUGUCACUUACUCUGAUAUGGAUUCUUGCGUCUAUUACAGUUGAAUGUCGGGAGUGUUCUACAUCGGGGUCGAAUGUGUAUGGUGGCUAUCAGUAUGUCUUUUACCAUGAUGUCCACAAGACAUUCUCCGACACACGUGCACUUUGUCAGAGCUUAGGAGGUGACAUGCCAAUCAUUACAUCAGCUGGUCAAAAUGCUUUCAUUGCCACGAUAUUACCGGCGAGGAAUGGUAACUAUUACAUCGGCUUAGAAGACAUGGAUGAGGAUGGUGAAUACAAAUGGAUUGAUGGAAUGGACCCUGUGUUGUUCUGA
Molecule: messenger RNA, 766 nt
Organism: Strongylocentrotus purpuratus (purple sea urchin)
Lineage: Eukaryota; Metazoa; Echinodermata; Echinoidea; Camarodonta; Strongylocentrotidae
Product: CD209 antigen-like
Exons: 4
Coding region: 416-766 (116 amino acids)
Source: RefSeq, a predicted model, not a curated record